UUGCAAUUAGAAAUACAGAAAAGAAGAGUCAGAAGCCGGAGUUCUUCCUCUGCGAGUUUGGGACACUGUUUCUGAAAAACCAAACAAAUAAUAGAAUGGAGCUAAGGAGGAAGGUGAUGGAAGGUGUUCUUAAGAACAGUAAGAAUCCAAAAUUGGCGUGGCAAUUGGUGAAGCGCGUCAUGUCUUCCCCUUCCUCUGCCUCUUCCAUCGCCGAUCACACUCAGCACCUUGUCACCAUCACAACACGCAUCCUUGUAGGCGCCAACAUGCACCUUCAACUCCACGACCUCCACAAACUCCUCCUAGCCUCUCAGCCGCACCACAUUGCGCAGCCUUCCAUCCUUUCCAUGGUCCGAGUCCUCGCCCAAUCGGGUCACAUCGACGAGGCCCUCACACACUUCAAAUCCUUCAGAGCGCAAUUCCCGUCAUCCCCUCCCUCCCUCUCCUUCUACAACCUCCUCCUCCGCUCCUCCAUCCAACACAACCACCCCAACCUCGUCACGUGGUUGUACACUGACAUGAUCGCCGCACGUGUCACCCCUCAGACCUACACCUUCAACCUCCUCAUCCAGUCUCUAUGCGACUCUCGCGCCUUCGACCACGCCCUCCAACUGUUCGACAAAAUGUCCCAGAAAGGAUGCCACCCCAACGAGUUCACUCUUGGGAUUCUGGUCCGUGGCUUGUGCCGCGCUGGUCGCGUCAAACAAGCCUUGGAGCUUGUUAACAAUAGUUAUAGCAAUGGCAAUGGAAAUGACAAUAACAGUUCGUGUCGUAUUGCUAACAGGGUCGUGUACAAUACUCUUGUUUCUGCAUUUUGUAAACAGGAGCUAAAUGAUGAAGCUGAGAAACUUGUUGAGAAGAUGAGCGAGGUAGGGUUGUUGCCUGAUGUUGUUACUUUUAAUUCGAGGAUUUCUGCGCUUUGUAGAGCUGGAAAGGUUCUUGAGGCAUCGAGGAUUUUCAGAGAUAUGCAGAUGGAUGUGGAAUUGGGGCUUCCUAGACCCAACGUUGUAACUUAUAAUUUGAUGCUUAAGGGGUUCUGUAAGCAUGGGAUGAUCGAGGAUGCAAGGGGUUUGGUUGACACUAUGAAGAAAGCUGGGAAUUUUGUCUCUUUGGAAAGUUAUAACACAUGGUUGUUGGGUUUGCUCAGGAAUGGAGAGCUAUUGGAGGCUCGGUUAGUACUUGAUGAAAUGGCGGCAAAAGGCAUUGAACCGAAUGCUUACACGUAUAACAUUAUGGUGGAUGGGUUAUGCAGAAACCAUAUGUUGUCAGAUGCAAGAGGGCCGAUGGAUGUGAUGAUUAGCAAUGGGGUUUACCCGGAUACAGUUACUUAUAGUACACUCCUGCAUGGAUACUGCAGUAAAGGGAAGGUUUUUGAAGCUAAACGUGUUCUUCAUGAAAUGAUAAAGAAUGGCUGUCAGCCGAAUACUUAUACCUGCAACACGUUGCUGCAUAGCCUGUGGAAAAAGGGGAGAACGCAAGAGGCAGAGGAAAUGCUGCAAAAGAUGAAUGAAAAAUCCUAUCAACCGGAUACUGUAACCUGCAAUAUUGUGGUCAAUGGUCUCUCUAGAAAUGGAGAAUUGGACAAGGCAAUGGAAAUUGUAAGUGAGAUGUGGACUAAUGGACCAACAUCCCUUGAUAAAGGAAACACAUUUGCCACUCUAAUUAAUUCAAUUACUAAUGUAUCAAAUUGCUUGCCUGAUGGAAUCACAUACACAACUUUAAUUAAUGGACUUUGCAAAGCUGGGAGGCUAGAGGAAGCCAAAAAAAAGUUUAUUGAAAUGUUGGCAAAAAACUUGCACCCUGAUUCUGUAACUUAUGAUACAUUCAUAUGGAGUUUCUGUAGACAAGGGAAGAUAUCAUCGGCUUUUCGUGUCUUGAAGGAUAUGGAGAGAAAUGGUUGUAGCAAGACUCUUCAAACUUAUAAUGCCUUGAUCCUGGGUUUAGGAAGUAAAAAGCAGAUAUUUGAAAUAUAUGGAUUGAUGGAUGAGAUGAAAGAAAAAGGGAUAAGUCCAGAUAUUUUCACUUAUAAUAAUGUAAUCAGUUGCCUUUGCGAAGGAGGAAAAGCAAAUGAUGCCAUUUCGCUUUUACAUGAAAUGUCGGAUAAGGGCAUAUCUCCUAAUAUAUCUUCAUUCAAAAUAUUGAUCAAAGCCCUCUGCAAGUCUAGUGAUUUUAAAGUAGCUUGUGAACUACUUGAGGUAGCUUUGAGUAUAUGCGGCCACAAAGAAGCCUUGUACAGUUUGUUGUUCAAUGAAUUAAUAGCUGGAGGACAACUCUCUGAAGCAAAGGAGCUAUUUGAAGCUUCGUUAGAUAGAUAUCUCACAUUGAAGAAUUUCAUAUAUAAAGAUUUGAUUGAAAGACUUUGCCAGGAUGAAAGGUUAGCAGAUGCUAGUAGCCUUCUUCAUAAAUUGAUUGAUAAGGGAUAUGGAUUCGAUCAUGCAUCAUUCAUGCCAGUGAUUGAUGGCUUAAGUAAAAGAGGAAACAAGCAGAAAGCGGAUGAACUAGCAAAGAGAAUGAUGGAAUUGGCAUUAGAAGAUAGACCUGUCGAUAGGACUUAUCAAAACAAAAAGAGAAUCAUUCCUGGAAAACUACAUAACGACGGAGGAACUGACUGGAAGGACAUAGUUAACAGGGAUGCCGGCAGUGGAAUUGCACUGAAAACUCUUAAGCGUGUGCAGAAAGGCUGGGGUCAAGGAAAUAUAUCUAGUUUGCAGUCUCAGCCAAAUGAUUUUCUUGAUUACUAUGAUGGCAGUGGUUAAUUAUUUGUUUCUGUUGGAGAACUUUUAACCCUUCCCUAAGUUUGAUUCUCGAAGGUGGAACAAGAGGAACAGCAGAUCAUAGAAUGUAAAGGUUUGAGGUUGGAAAUAUUAAAGACCUCUCUAUAAGUAAAGGUUUUCAAUCAAAUUUGUGUUCAGUGGGAAAGGUUUUGGAAGCCGAGGCGUACUUUAACCCUCUGGAAGAUAAUAGUAUUGAAAUCUAUUCUGUCACGGUUAAUGGCUAUUCAAAAGUUACAGCUUCACUGUGCCAGACUGGGGAUAUGAAGAAAGCUCGCCUUUUUUUUUAUUCGUUUAGUAAAUAGAGGACUCACCCCUGAUGUUAUAAUUUACACAAUUAUGAUAAAUAGUUAUUGUAGGAUGAACUUCUUGCCAGAGGCCCAUAACCUCUUGCUAGAUAUGAAGAGAAGAGGAAUCAAACCUAAUGUCAUUACCUACACAGUUUUACUUGAUGGAAACUUUAAUUCAAAUUUAAGGUGUGUCUCGUCAUGGAGAAGGAAAUAAGACAUCAUUGAAAGUUUCUUCCAUCUUGAGAGAUAUGGAGCAAAUGGAAAUAAAUCCGGAUGUUGUUUGUUACACUGUGUUGAUUGAUGGACACAUGAAGACAGAGAACAUUCAAGAAGCAGUAAGCCUAUUUUGUAAAAUGAUUGACAGUGGACUAGAACCAGAUACUGUAACAUGCACUGCUCUGUUCUCUGGCUUACUUAGGAGAGGGCACAUAAAAAAACCAUUAUACUGCUUAAUGAAAUGUAUUCCAAGGGAAUGGCACCAGAUGCGUGUGUCAUCUCAGCUUUAAAAGCGUGGUAUUGUAAAAGCUACAAGGGUGCAUUUUCAUUAGAAGUUUGUCAGUUAGACGGUUUGCACUUGGAUUUAUUCUGAUUUCUAAAGUUUAUCCAGUCAAAACCUAAAGUUAAAGCAAAAUCACAUAUGCUAUUGGCUUAUUUGCUAAGACGUAUGACUGAAACAUGGUCUUUUAAUUACUGAGCUGAAGGAUUGUGUUUCUUUCUACAGGUUGAAAAGAGAAGGACUGUGCUGAAAUUGCCUAUUUGUUACCAGGUCAUUGCAGGUAUGUUUGGAUAUGCUUUAUACAACGAGGUGUGGCCAACUAACAAGUUCAUAUCAACGAACAACACAAAAGCUGUUCUUGGUGAUGACAGGAACCUUUUUCUUUCAGAAGAAUCAGAACAUGAGAAAGAGGUGUGGCAAAGCUUUGAGAAUCGAACCGAUACCUUUGUGCCGGGUAUGUCACUACCAAUUAAUGCUGGAAGGAGUAUGUUCAGGUUGUGAAAAUCAGCAACGGAUCCUUCACUGGGAAACUACUCAAUGGGGGUUGACUCUGGGGGAUCAACUAUACAGAUUUUGAUUUUGGAUGGGGAAAAAAGGAGGUGGAGAACUGGGUAUUGGGAUGGUAGAGUAUUCACUGGUGUCUCUAAUAUGACAGGAAGCUCUGUUUUUGGUAUUAAACUUAAUGGGAAUCAGUUUACAUAUACAUGGAAUGAACCUGAAAAGGUGAGGUUUCAGAUAACCUAGGAUGGGUUUGAAAAGAAGUUUAUAUGGAAUGAAGAUGAAACGCAAUGGAAUAAUACACAACACGAGCCUUAUAAUAAGUGUGAGCAUUAUAAUUUUUGUGGCAAUUUUGCAGUGUGUGAUAUCUCUAAGGCAUCUGUUUGUAGUUGCUUGCAAGGGUUUCAACAAGGGGAAUGGAGUGACUGGAAUGGGGGAAAUUUAGGGGUUGUAAGAGGAGGACUCCACUGAAGGCUGAGAGAAAUAGUUCUGGAACAGAGAUUAAUGUUGGUGAGGAUAGUUUUUUCGUUUAAAGCUGUACAAAGUUGCCAGAUUUUGCACGUUUGGAGAGUCCUUCUAACGAUGAGGAAUGCCAGCGGUUUUGCCUGCAGAAUAGUUCUUGUACUGCGUAUUCAUAUACAAUUGGAAUUGGUUGCAUGAUUUGGUAUGUGGACUUGGUCGAUGUUCAACACACCGAAAAUGAUAUUGGAAGUGUACUCAACAUCCGUCUUGCUGAUUCUGAGUUAGUAGCAAGCGAUGGAGAGAGGAAGUCCAAAACUUGGAUAAUAAUAAUAAUAAUAACUGUUGUGGUGGGGUUGAUCUGCCUUGGGAUCUCUGUAUUGCUGGUAUGGAGGUUUAAGAGAACGUGAAGGUUGGAAUACAUUUGAGUAUUGGGACAAUUCCUUGUUCCUGGAUGCCAAGGGAAGGCAGAUGUUUACCUAUGAUGCAGAAUGUUCAGAAUCUGAAAGAAUUUUCUAGACAAUUGGUCAGGGUUUGAUGUGGCUAAAAUGCUUUUCUGCUGGUGAAUCAAUAUCCAGGUAAAAAAUAUUAGAAUAACUGUAAUACUACCACAUUAUCUCCUUGAGUGGUUUAUGCAACUUAGGCCUGAAUUUACAGUAAAAGGGUCAUAAUUAAUAUUAAAAAUGUAAUUGAAAACCAUAAUAUGUUAAUAUUAUUAUUCAAUGAUGGAUAUUCUGAGAUGUAUAAGGUUCACCAAUGAACCAUUCAUUCGGUUUUUAUCUCAUUUCGUCCAUUUCAAUUCCUACUUCCUUAAUUUGUUUGUUUUAUUUCUGAUUUACCAAUUGGAUCAUCUCUUAUCUGGAUGGUGAUUUCCAUUUAAGUUUUCUGCAUCACGUUGAAAUAUUGUCAUGCACUGGUAUAGGUUGAAAUAUUGUCAUGCCUAUCUUAGUUUGAUUCCCAUACAAAAGAUUUUAAACUAGAGUUCAAAAAUGUUAACACAUCAAAUCAAGUAAUUUUGAAUUGCAAUUUUCUUUGAUCAUGUGGUUAUCUAAUUAA
Molecule: messenger RNA, 5570 nt
Organism: Vigna radiata var. radiata (mung bean)
Lineage: Eukaryota; Viridiplantae; Streptophyta; Magnoliopsida; Fabales; Fabaceae
Product: pentatricopeptide repeat-containing protein At2g17140
Exons: 4
Coding region: 96-2756 (886 amino acids)
Molecular function (GO): protein binding
Source: RefSeq, a predicted model, not a curated record